AUGGCGUCAUCGGCGGGGCAUCGUCGUCGGGGCAAGAACAGGCCCAAAAAGAAGAAGAAAAUGGCCGGACCAACGACCGUGCAGGACCUCCCCGACCAUCUCUUCGAGCUCAUCCUCGUCCGCCUCGGCCCGUCCCCGUGCCUCGUCCGCGCCGCGGCCGCGUGCAAGCGGUGGUGCCGCGUCGCUGCGAAUCCCGGCUUCCUCGCCCGCUUCGACCCGCAGGCACCGCACGUCGGCGACUACCACACCGACAAAGGCGGUCAACCUCUCUUCGUCCCGUCCUCGCCGGCCGUCGUUGACCGCAGCCGCUUCUCCCUCGACUUCCUCCCGGACAUCGCGUCAUGGGACAUCGUGGACAGCCGCGGCAGCCUUCUCAUCCUAUGCGAUGGCGGCGAUCUUAUCGUCUGCGAGCCGCUCACCGGACUCUACCAGGGGAUCCUCUGGCCUGGCGUGUUCCGUCGUCGCCUUGGCGUGUUCCUGCUCGACGGCGGCGACGCGGACCGCCGUGUCAGCAUGUCCAACUUCAGGGUCCUCGCUGCCUUUGACAAAUCCAUUGCCUGCAUCUUCUCCACCGGCAGCGACGGCGGUUGGCGCCUCGUGUCCAGCGCGAUCACCGGCGACAUCGAGCUCCCGUCAACGCUCCGCCCCGAAAAUUUCGUCGGGCGUGCAAAUGGCACAAUGUAUUGGGGAAUCGAAGGAAGUGACACCGCCGUACUUGCUCUCGAUGAGUCCACGGCGGAGUUCUCCAUCGCCGCAUUCCCGGAGGCCGUCUGGUGGCCAUCCCACAAAGGGGUCUCUCGGGUUGUGGGCGGCGAGGACGGCGUGCUGCAGGUCAUCCGCCUGAUAAACAACGAGCUCAAGGUCUUUGCACGGCGGCAUGCCGACAGUGACGACGACGAUGAGUGGUUGCUGGAGAUGCAGCUGGGGUUGCCGGAGGCCACCCUUGGGCUGCCGGGGCGCAAAGAGAGCUUCUUCCAGCAAGAAGCCAUGAUUGUCUCCGCGAAUGCUAGAUACGUCCUGCUGACACCGAGCGAGGAGACGUGGCUGUUCUCUGUUGAGCUGGACACGAUGCGAGUGGAGCGCAAGCACGAGAGAAACAAGUACGCCGGAGCAGCUCACCCGUACAAGUUGCCGUGGCCGCCGGCUUUGGCUGAUCAUAGCAGGGAGAGGAGGCGAUGA
This is a messenger RNA of Triticum turgidum subsp. durum (durum wheat), 1179 nucleotides long. NCBI's taxonomy places the organism in Eukaryota, Viridiplantae, Streptophyta, Magnoliopsida, Poales, Poaceae. The record is from the annotation of a GenBank genome assembly.